AUGUCUUCAAAUAACCUCACUCGUGCCGAGGUGGCGAAACAUACCACCGAGGACUCUACCUGGAUCAUCAUCGACCACAAGGUCUAUGAUCUGACCGACUUCGUCGACGCCCAUCCCGGCGGCGAGUUCGUCCUCAAGCAAGUCGCCGGCCAGGACGCAACAGAGGCGUUCUACAACCUCCAUCGCCAAGAGGUCCUCCAGAAAUACUCCGACCUUUGCAUCGGCACCCUCGAGAAUGAGAAGCCAGAAGUUAUUGAGAAAAAAGCAGGCGACCUAAGCCUUGUCCCAUAUGGCGAGCCGACAUGGUUGAGACCCGAGUUCCACAGUCCUUACUACAAUGAUUCGCAUCGUAGGCUUCAAAAGGCGAUUCGGGAGUUUGUAGACAAAUACGUCACCCCCGAAGCCGAAGAGUCUGAGCGGACUGGCGCACACAUUAGCCAGGAGCUCAUCAACCGUAUGUCAGAAGCUGGUAUUCUCCACAUGCGUAUAGGUCCUGGAAAGCACAUGCACGGUGUUAAGUUACUUGGUGGGGUUAUGAUGGGCGACGAGUUUGACUACUUCCACGACUCCAUCGUCGGACAGGAGCUGGCCAGACCGUUCCAGAGAGGGUUCCAAGAUGGCAACAUGGCAGGCAUGACGAUUAGUUUAACAGCCGUUAUUAACUUCGCCAAUAACGAGGAGUGGAAGAACAAGAUUGCACAAGAGUGCUUCAGCGGCAAGAAGAAGAUCUCCCUCGCGAUCACCGAGGCCUUCGCUGGCUCAGAUGUUGCCGGUAUCCGCACCACCGCCUUCAAGACUCCAGAUGGAAAGCAUUACAUCGUCAAUGGCACGAAGAAGUGGAUCACCAACGGCGUGUGGUCGGACUACUUUGUCACCGGCGUCAAGACCGACAAGGGUCUCUCCGUACUACUCAUCGAGCGCGGCCCGGGCGUCGAGACAAAGGCCAUCAAGACCACCUACUCCGCCGCCGCAGGAACCACCUUCAUCACCUUCGACAACGUCAAGGUGCCCGUCGAGAACCUCCUCGGCGUCGAGAACAAGGGUAUCCAUGUCAUCCUGUCCAACUUCAACCACGAGCGCUGGAUGAUGGUCAACUCCGUCCUCAGAUGGUCGCGUACCGUGACGGAGGAGUGCAUGAAGUGGGCGGCGCAGCGUGUCGUCUUCGGCAAGAAGCUCAAUGAGCAGGCCGUUGUGCGCGCGAAGCUCGCGAAGAUGAUUGCCCACGUCGAGGCCAACCAGGCCUGGUUGGAGAAUAUCACGUUCCAGAUGACCAAGAUGCCAUAUUCGGAGCAGGCCAAGCACUUGGCUGGCCCGAUUGGCCUGCUCAAGAUGUUUGCCACGAGGAGUGCGCACGAGAUUGCCGAUGAGGCGGUGCAAAUUUUCGGUGGUAGAGGGUUGACACAGACGGGAAUGGGCAGGGUGGUCGAGGCGUUCCACAGGACGUAUAAGUUCGAUGCUAUUCUGGGUGGCGCAGAGGAGGUCCUGGGUGAUCUUGGAGUUAGACAGGCGAUGAAGCAGAUGCCGAAGAGUAUGUUGUAA
Messenger RNA from Pseudogymnoascus destructans, 1539 nucleotides. RefSeq lists its product as uncharacterized. The record is from RefSeq and is a predicted model, not a curated record. NCBI's taxonomy places the organism in Eukaryota, Fungi, Ascomycota, Leotiomycetes, Thelebolales, Thelebolaceae. Gene Ontology annotation, molecular function: flavin adenine dinucleotide binding; heme binding; acyl-CoA dehydrogenase activity. The transcript has a single exon. Bases 1 to 1539 code for a protein of 512 amino acids.